UCCGCCGCCGCACGUGACCAGCGCCACCACCGCCCGUCUCUGGCAGAAAAUUCUUAUAUUCGAAACUGAAGCCCUAGCAAAUUUCAGAUGUCGGACACUAUCCUUACCUCGGAGACAUCUUCCAGAUCUUCGGAUUUCAUCUCCAACUCCCGCAUAAUCUGCCGCGUAUGCGAAAAGCAAUUUUCCCAGUAUAGAUGUCCUCGAUGCAAUAUUCACUAUUGUUCUCUGCAUUGCUAUAAGUCUCAUAGUCUUCGUUGUACUGAGUCUUUUAUGAGAGACAAUGUCAUGGGAGAACUGCAACAAACACAACCUGAUGAAGAAAGUAAAUCGAAAAUGCUGGACAUACUUAAACGGUUCCAUGAGCAAGAGGAGAUAGAUAGCUUGGAUGAAGAGGAGCUGGAUUCAUCUUUGUCAGAGGAAACAAUUCAAAAGAUUAUUUCUGGUGAGCAGUUAAAUUUUGACGAUUUAUCCACCGAAGAAAAGAAACAUUUCCAGAGGGCCAUUAUCUCAGGAGAGCUCAGCAAAUUAAUCGAACCGUGGGACCCAUGGUGGUUGAAACCUUCAGCCAAAAACAUAUCACUCACCUCAGACGGAACUCAACGCAUCCAAAGAAUCGUGAAAGAAUAUUCCGUGGAAUCAGAAAACGACGCAGACAGCGACGAACUGCAUGAAGUCCCAGCUGGACCCACAACCCCGUUACAUCCAGUUAACAAACUCGUCUCAUCCGAUCCAUCUCCACUACUAGCAUUCCACCUCGUCGAUAUCAUCUACAGCUAUUGCUUCACUCUUCGCCUAUAUAACGGGGACUGGAAAACGGACCCCGUGGAAUCAUCAAUAACGGUGCUGACUGUAUCUUCUGUUCUGGGCCAAGGUGAACGGCUUACCGAAACGGUGUUGGAAGCUUUAUCACAUUGCUUGGAACAAACGUGCUCCCCAGAGUACAAGCACGCAGGCGGUUUGCAGUUUGGGUUGAGGCUAAUGGAUGAUGUGGUUCAUUUACUUAGUCUGGAAGGCAAUGCUUUGGUCUGUCUACUGUGUGAUUUGCAGAAGAUGAUUCAGAGCGGCGAGCGAGGGCUAAAAUCGGAAAAAAUGAGAAAGUCGAAAAGGGCGGAGUUGAAGGGGAAGCUGAAAUCGGUUGACCGGAAAGUUUACUUCAUGAUGUGUUGGGUGCACGAGCAGCCGUUGGAGGCAUGGGCUUCGUUGGCGAGGAUUGUCGAUAUUGAGAAGCGUACAGCCAUGGAAUAUGCAGAUGCUAAAAGAAGUGAUGCGAGAGUGGUGGAGAAAAAGGAAAGAGGUAAGCCUUUGAUUAAGGAGAUCCAGUGAUUUUCUUUUUUGAAGCACUAUUUCCAAUUAGCUAGAGGGAGCUCUCUAAAUGACAAAGGUGUAAGAACAGAAAUACUUUCGCUCUGGACUUGUAUAUAUUUUUUUGUUCAACUUGUACCGCUGACUAUUUUAUCUCAAUUAUUUACUGUUGUGUAAUUUUGGAAGAAUAAUUUGAAGGAAUAUUAUCACUACGCUCUGACUUGUUUAGUGGAUCUA
Molecule: messenger RNA, 1539 nt
Organism: Erythranthe guttata (spotted monkey flower)
Lineage: Eukaryota; Viridiplantae; Streptophyta; Magnoliopsida; Lamiales; Phrymaceae
Product: HIT-type Zinc finger family protein
Source: RefSeq, a predicted model, not a curated record